CCACGUCUGGUCUUGUCGGUCGAGCAAAAGGCGCAGACAGGCAACCUGCACGUGAACGUUUCUCGAUCCCCGGGUCUGCGUUUGAGGUGAACCCGACGCCCCGUGGAGAGACAUGUCUGCGGCUUUAUCGCGCGGCCUCUGCAGGGCCUUGACCCGACAGGCCGCUCCGUCCAGCCUUCUGUUGGGGGGGCAUCACCGCGCUGGACUGAGUCCCUGGUUCGCUCCAGUCAUGACGCUGAAGACAUCUGCCCCACUCCGGGCGGAGCCCAAGAAGAAGAAGAAGGUUGACCCGAGGCGGGAGCACAUGUUGAAGGAGAGGAUGAAAAAGAAGCUGAAGAAGAUGGAGAAGGUCGCACCUGAGUUUAUCCCCCUGGAGGACCUCAUCACUCCGAUGAAAUGCUUGGAUGAAACAAGGGAACGCUUUGCACUGAGGCUGUCAUUUGGAGAAAGCGAGGGUCGCGCCCUGCUGCUGAAGGAGUGGUGUCGAUACAAGAAGGAGCAGCACAUGGCUGAAAUGCAGGCGGUUGAGCUUGCUCUCGAAGCGCAGAGGGAGGCGUUGGAGGAGCUGAAGUUAGAGUCUGAGGAGCUGUACCUGGCGGCGCUGAAGCCAGACCCGUUGCUGUUUCCCUUCACCCACGAAGGGCCCGCCUACACGCCGCCGAAGAGCAAAUAUGAAGCUCCUGAAGGGAAAUACAUCGAUGUCACUAAAGUGUACACGCAAUGAUGGACAGGUGGAGGGCUGCGGGUGCAGCCUGUGUGUAUUUAAUGUCCUCGUUUCUACACGAUUAGCCAACAUGCAGCUUUCACGUGAAAGACACUUGGCAAAUGUUUUUUUUUCUUCUACUUUCUUGAAUUGUUCCGUCACUCUGUAUGAAAUGUAACAUUCAUGGAAAUUAUGCAUCGUUUCUUUUCCUCCACAUUCGUCUCCGUAUAAAACGGAAGAAAUGGAAAAUAAAAAAAAUACUUUUAAUACAUAAA
Pseudoliparis swirei is the source of this 978-nucleotide messenger RNA. RefSeq names its product mitochondrial ribosomal protein L40 (gene mrpl40). Gene Ontology annotation, cellular component: mitochondrial large ribosomal subunit; mitochondrial ribosome. The record is from RefSeq and is a predicted model, not a curated record. The transcript is spliced from 5 exons. The coding region runs from base 113 to 724 and encodes 203 amino acids. NCBI's taxonomy places the organism in Eukaryota, Metazoa, Chordata, Actinopteri, Perciformes, Liparidae.